AUGCUUCCACGAACCCAAGCUGCCUUGCAUGCCGACAAGUCAGAAUAUUCCAUCCUCCUCCUGGGCCUCGACAACGCCGGCAAAACCACGCUUCUGACACAAAUCAAAGCCCUAUUCAACACCACCGUCGACCCUACGAAUGGCGCAGUCGGUGAAGCCCCCGCCUCCACCACAGCCGGCAACACGGUCCCCACUGUGGGCCAAAACGUGGCCACGAUCUCCCUUCCCGACAUGUACUUGAAGAUCUGGGACGUGGGCGGACAGAUGAGCCUGCGAAGACUAUGGACGAGUUAUUUCAAGAGCUGUCACGCGGUUGUAUUUGUGGUGGAUAGUACGGAUCUAGGGAAUGGGGAGAUUGAAGAGGCGCCCAAGACGCCCGGGGCGAUGUGGCAUGGGCGAAAGAAGAGUUAUGUCGGGAAAGUUGGGGAUGACGAGGUGCCGGAGACACCGUGGACGCCCAUGACGCCCAUGACGCCGGGCUUCUUCAACUCGGCACCCGCGCAGGGACGCUUGGAUGAGUGUAGAGCUGUGCUGGAAAGCGUUCUGGAAAACGACGACACACAGGGGAUUCCGAUCCUGGUCCUGGCGAAUAAACAGGACAGGGAAGAUUGUCUCGAGGUUGUGCGGAUCAAGGAAGGGUUCGUCAAGAAAGUGUUUGAAGGGGAGAAGGGAGGCAUGGUGAGAGAUAGUCGAGUGCUGCCGGUCAGUGCGCUGAAAGGCACCGGGGUCAAGGAAGCCGUCGAAUGGGUCAAGAGCCGGGUCGUGUGGAACAAAGAGACCCGUCCUCCGGUCAUGAGAUGA
Messenger RNA from Cladophialophora carrionii CBS 160.54, 801 nucleotides. RefSeq lists its product as uncharacterized. The record is from RefSeq and is a predicted model, not a curated record. Gene Ontology annotation, cellular component: Golgi apparatus. Gene Ontology annotation, molecular function: GTPase activity; GTP binding. NCBI's taxonomy places the organism in Eukaryota, Fungi, Ascomycota, Eurotiomycetes, Chaetothyriales, Herpotrichiellaceae. The coding region runs from base 1 to 801 and encodes 266 amino acids. Gene Ontology annotation, biological process: Golgi to plasma membrane protein transport; protein localization to organelle; intracellular protein transport. The transcript has 2 exons.